Molecule: messenger RNA, 9724 nt
Organism: Callorhinchus milii (elephant shark)
Lineage: Eukaryota; Metazoa; Chordata; Chondrichthyes; Chimaeriformes; Callorhinchidae
Gene: zbtb10
Product: zinc finger and BTB domain containing 10
Exons: 5
Coding region: 1-2313 (770 amino acids)
Biological process (GO): regulation of transcription by RNA polymerase II
Molecular function (GO): RNA polymerase II cis-regulatory region sequence-specific DNA binding; DNA-binding transcription factor activity, RNA polymerase II-specific; protein binding
Source: RefSeq, a predicted model, not a curated record
AUGUCCGGAGAAAGGAGCAGGCGAUCGCUGGCCUUCCGCACGGCCCCCGCCCCGCCGCCGCCACCACCUCCGCCACCCGCGCUCUCGCCUAACUGCGACCCCGAGGCUUCGCCCCCGGCCUCCGCGUCGGUCACCUGUGACCAGCCGGCCUCCGCUCCUUCCUCGGCGGAGGCCGGCGGGGCGGAGGCCGCGGUAGAGGCCUCGCGCUCGGCCUCGGUGGGGACGGACCAGGACUGGGUGGAGACGGUGGUGGUGGACGACGACUACCCGGAGGAGGUGUCGGUGCGGGUGGUGGACGGCGGCUCCAUCAGCAGCAACGAGUCGGAGGAGGAGGAAGAAGAGCAGGAGGAGGAGGAGGAAACGGCGGCCGCGGAGGUGGUGGAGGAGGUCGGGGAAGGGGAGCGGGACGAGGAGUUCGAGGGCAGCGACGGGGGCUGCGGCGGCAUGAGGCUGGGGUCAGGUCUGACCCUCCUGGGUCGGCCCCAGUCCUACCUACUGCCUCAGCGCCGCACUUUCCAGAGGUCGUGGCUGCAGGAGUUCCCGUGGCUUCAGUACGACCAGGAGACGGGCCUCAUGUACUGCUCGUGGUGCCUGCGGGGCGAGGGGGGCGACCUCCACCACAACAACCGCAACAAGUUCGUGAAGGGAAGCCGCAAUUACAGGAGGACCACUUUACUGCGGCACCACCUCUACACCGAGCACCGGGACAACGACCCCUCGCCCCCCUGCAUUGAGGAGUCUGAUGGCACAUCCAGAUCCAUAGAUGAGAUAUACACCGAGUACAAAAGUGAUAGAAAUGAGAAUUCCUAUUGCUAUCAACUGCUUCAGGAGCUGAAUGAGCAGCGGCAGCAAGGCAUUCUGUGCGAUGUCAACAUAGUGGUGAAAGGACAGGUUUUCAAAGCCCACAAAAACAUAUUGGUUGCAGGCAGCCGUUACUUUAAGACUCUGUAUUGCUGUACUCCAAAUGAAAGCUGUGACCAGGUCACAGUUACACACCUCGAUGUAGUUGCGGUGCAAGGUUUCACAGUCAUUCUUGAUUUCAUGUACUCUGGGCACCUGGUUUUAACUAGCCAGAAUGUAAUUGAGGUUAUGUCUGUUGCAAGCUACCUACAAAUGACAGAGAUUGUUCAGGGUUGCCGUGGUUUCAUAAAGGAUGCGUUAAACAUCAGUACAAAAUCUAAUGCGGCAGAGAAAUUAAUCGUACAACAUGAGAAGGUAAAGGCCUCCAACAGGACCUACAGAAAUGACAAAGCAGCCACACUGAAGGCAGAGCCCAGUAGUCUUUGGGUAAUCAAGUCAUCAGGUUCAAUGAAUAACUCUGCCAUAGGAGGCCUGCACGAAGAAAGAAACAAAUAUGAAAUGGAGGGCUACAGUCUGGAUAUGGGUUCACUAAUGGACCAAAAUGAGUGCUACCAGACGAAUGAUUCGACCUGGAAUCAAGAUAACUUUUCGGAGUAUGUUGGAAAAGAUAUACAGCUAGGACUACCUCAAGAUCAGAAUCCAGCUUUCUCGUGGGGUAAUUUGGGGAAAUUGAUGAUGCAGCAGACUGCGCCUCGAAGCGGACGAAGGAAAAACCACAUAACCAGAAGAGUUGUGUAUAAUGUUGCACCAAAGUCUGAGGAGGGCAUUGAGGAUGGCCUGAUGAUCCAGCCUCCUAUGGCAUUCUCUGAGGAGGGGUUGCAUGAAAUUCCGAUUGAUUCUGCAACAUAUACAGCAGGGACUUCAGACCAGUACAGAUUUGGGCUGUUACAUGAAGCACACAAUAGAGAAGCCUGGUUAAACGGUGACGCCUUGGCUGGUAGUCAAAACAAAUUCAAGUGCCCUCAUUGUAAUUACAUCGCCAAGUACCGCCGCACACUGAAGAGGCACCAGCUGAUACACACUGGAGUCCGCUCUUUUGCUUGUGAUAUCUGUGGAAAGUUGUUCACACGAAGAGAACAUGUAAAAAGGCAUUCCUUAGUACACAAGAAGGAUAAAAAGUACAAGUGUAUGGUGUGUAAAAAGUUCUUCACUUUAGCAGCAAGUGUGGGAAUUAGACACGGGUCUCGUCGUUAUGGCGUGUGUUUGGAUUGUUCUGGGGGUGAGAGACAACCAAAAGUCGAGCAGGAUAGCAUGGACUUGAUGGUUGAUCCAGAAUUUUUUAAGGAAGAACCAGAGGAACUGGAAGAACAAGAAGAAUCCGGAGGACAAGAACAGGAAGAAGAGAGAAUGAUAGAUGAAGAUGUUGCAGAUGAAGAUGGAGGGCUAGUUGAUAGAGAUGAGUGGGAAGAUGCUGGGGCUAGUGAGACAUACGUCAUAUUAGACAAUGACUAGCUGAUGGAUGUGCUCUUGUAUUAUAAAAUUGCAAAGUGUAACUGUGGUGGUUCAGCACUGUAUAGACAGACCCUAUGAAUUUUAUCUGAAUUGCAAUGAUUAUGGAUUGGUAACAAAACACUAAAUUUUCCAUAUUUUGCUGGUAGCUAUGAACAUUGGUGGAUGAUAAUUGAUGCUUUGGUGAUUGUAGUAAGAACUGCUAAAUGGCAGUUCCAUAUAUGUAAUGAAGAAAGUGUAUUAGAGUCAGUGGUGGGCAAUUCCCUGUAACAAGUGGGAUUAAAAUUAUAAUUUUUUUCUGUUGACGAUUAAGGUAGUUAACUACUGUACAAAAUACAGUAAAAUAACCGAGACCUGGCACGAGAGCGGGGGAGCAGAUGAUUUGCAUCCCACUGACUGGUGGAAUAGAGGUUUGGUUUGAGGGAAUUUUGGGAUUUGAACUAUUUCAAAGAAUCGGGUCUGAAUCUUCAGAGAUUUUUUUUUUCUAUGCAUUUUCAAGUCUCAACCUUCCAGAGAGGGAAACCUAUCUGUUGACUAUAUUCUGUAGGUGCUAGUAACUAAGAUCUUUUUUAAAAUUUUAAGUUAUUUUUGUGCUCUGUAAAUUUGCAUAAUGCCAACAUACAACCUUAUUAAGGCUCAUGGGGAAGUAAAUUGAAAAAUGAAUGGCAUCUUAAGGAAAUAUUUGCUAAUUGUAGAGUUGAAACAAAACAAAUUCAUUGUGUGGAAUUGUUAACAGACCAAGCUAUAAACUCAGUUUGUGAAAACUGAGAAACAGUUGGACAUGUACUUCUAAAUGGUAAUUUACUUGUUAUGCAGCAAGUCUUGGUCUUACUGAAUAAAUUAGUCACCAAUGUUUAACUGAAGUCGGCUUCCACAAAGCAAUGAAUAUAUUUUUCUUUCCAAAGAAGCCAGGGGUGGAAUGAACAAAUUUGUAGGAUUAUCUGUUUAAUUGAGUGAAAUCCUGGAGGGAAAUUGAGAUUACCAUCCUUUUUAAAAAUGACCCAUUUUGUGCAAAUUGCACACUCCUCCCCCUGGAUUCGGGAUCUGAUUCUCUUUACACACACUACAUUGCAAGAAUGCAUCUAGCUAUGGUGGUUUUGCAAAUGAAAGUUUGCAAGUUUGGUCUGUCUGAAUAUCGGGAUUAGGUUUUGUAAUGACAGAUAAUUUUGUAUGUGCCUGGGACUCCAAUUUACUACUUGCAUAUUUUUAUUUAAAAAAAAUUCUAAUUCAGUUUUUUUCCAGAUUAUCCAGAUUAUCCAAAAAUAAUGGCAUAAGAAAUUUUGAAGAUGGAAAGGGGAAAAAUAAAGCCAGUAAAGGUGUAUUUGACCAAAUAUAGUAGCAAGCCAAGUUGUACAGGUACCCAAUCAAUUGAAAUACAAAAUGGACCCAGAUGAUUUGCAGAUAACUAGCUAAUGGAAUUGAUCCUAAAUGAUACAAUUGUCUUGUAACAGGGUUUCUGCUCUGUAGACUUUAAGGAGGUGAGCUCUGCUAAUUAAUUAACGGUGCUUAUAAUUUUGGGGUGUGAAAGGUAGGGAUUGAAAAACAUUUUAUUUUUAUAAAGUCACAAAGUAGGAUGUUUAUUUCAACAAAGUGUCUGCAUCUACAGCUGCUCAGUGCUGUUGUAUUCCUUAGCUAACAUCUGUAUGCUAGAGAGCCUGCUGGGAUAAAAUUAUAAUUUCUGUUUCACAGUAUGCUGUGGAUAUGCACAUAAUUUUACAAGCUUCUAAAUUGUUGAACCCGCAGGGAUAUUUUAUUUCCUGAUUUUAUGGGUGACAAAGAAACAUAAUUGUUUUCUUUCUCUCGUUUCUUUCCAUUUGGAAAAUUUCCUAGGCCUAAAGCGGCUCAGAUAGAAAGCUGUGAUUUGCAAACUGGAGGUGAACAAUUCCUUUAUAACAAUAGGGUAACAUCUUUCUUCUCUCUUCGCCACACUUUAAAAAGUCAAAAUUUAAAUAGGGAAUCCAAUAGAUUUGUAACAGUGUAACCAUUUGUAAUUUGUAACCAGCUAGAGUGUUGUAUCUCAGCAAAUUAUUACAGAAAGAAAACUGACUUCUCACUCACCUUGGAACAGCCAGGUUCUCUUGAAAGCUUCUGGUCACUUUGAAUGGAAUACAUGUCACCUUAGUUGAAUAAACUACGUUGCCUUGGUAUGGAGCUGAAGUAGUUUAUUCACUUUAAUAAAUCUCUCAAAUAUGACAUUUAUAUGCUGAAUAGUAGAAACUCUAAUUCAGGCAUUGUAUGCUUAGCUGCUUGAUUGGAUAGAGGGAUACCUUCGGUGUAAUAAUCUUAUUAUUGACAGUAGCAUGGCAAGGAGGGAAAAGGAAUUAGUAUUUUAAGGCAAUGUUUGUAAACACUAAAUUGCUCUAUAAUCAUAAAGUGAAAUAAAGGAAAUCUUUGCACUCCGUAGCAUUUCUCAGUCCCCUCUUGUUGCUCUAUGCUUACAGAGUCAUUGUGAGAGAGGACAUUUUUUUUGUGGCUUCCUUACGUUUUGCCUACGGAUGCCAUGAACUGGGUCAGGGAUCCGUGGCUAAAUUUGAAUUGUUGGUCAGUAGAACAUCAUGAUGCCACAAGAGGAAUUUUGGCACAAAACAAACCAGUGGUUCUAAAAUGUAAGCAGAGCAACAAGAGAUGUUAAUUGGUACAGAGAGAUUUGUUUGUUAUUCGUAGUAUUAUGGGGCACUGCAGAAAAAUGCGUGAAUAGUAGAAACUCUCAAUCCCUGAACUAGAGUUUCUACUAUUCCUCUUUCUUCUGGACACAUGUUGGGGUUGGUGACAACUUGCCACUAAGAAGAAACCUUAAACAUGUUAUGAAUUCCUUAAAAGAACCAUUGUAAGCAAUCUUGUCUGAAUAUUACCAAUCCAGUUGUUUUUAUGGGAGUGUUGUAAAUGGAUUUCACUAUUGGUGUUAUUACAUUGCCAAUUCUUGAUAUAGUAAAUUAUUUAAGCUUGAUUUUAACAAUUAUCACAAAACUCAACGUUGUGAACAUUUGGGCCGCUUUUAAUCUUCAGUUAAAACAACUCUUAUUUAAAAUUCUUCCUCUACAAUCCAUUUUUUAAUAUGCUGCACACAGAACAUAUUGAACUUGUACAACCCAACUGCAAUAAUUUUGAAGAUAAUUUAAAGCAAGUUGUAUCCUCUCCAUUUUAUUUAUAGCUAUCCACCUUCCGGUUUAUCUCUCUCAGUCUCUCUCUCCCCUCCCACCACUCAAUUUACUAACUCCCCAAGAGCUAUACUAUACUUGCACAACCAUGGUGAUUUAUCCUCACUGUUAAACAUCUACCACCCAAACCAAUCAGAAACUUUUGUAUAGUGGAUCUCCUACCAUCGUGCAGGUUAUUGAUUUACCAAAAUGCUGUGGCAUUGGCAUACAAGGGAAUUGCUACUGUAUGUGUUGGUUCUCCUUUUAACUCAAUGAUAUAAUAGGUCAGUUGAGUAAGUCCUAUGACUGGUCAUAUGUCUAACCUCAGCUCUAAAUUUUCAAAAGUUUUAGCAUAUUUUGAUCAGUGUGUAAAUUAGUGGGUUCAAUUAAAUAUGGAUAACUGUAAGUUUCUUAUGACUGUUAAAUCUAGUAGCACAGUAAUUCAGUCUACUGCUGAUCAAGGUAAAACUUUCCAUUCAAAUGGCAGGCAGUGAUCUUCCUUCAAUGUUAGAUGUAUCGUGACCAUAAAGUACCAAAGAAACCUGUGAUGAUGGCGUGUUUACAGCAGUUUGAGUGAAUGACUUUAACUUGCCCCAAUGUGCACAUAAUGGCAAUUUCUCAAGUGCAAACUGCAAAAUGCUUGAUUGCAUCACCUACUGAUGUUUUUCCCAGUUAUUUCUGUUUGUUUAUUGAAACAGGUUUAACUUUUUUUUCUUUGAAUGGUAAUAACGGCAAAUUGUUUUUAAAUAUUUAAACAUGAGAAUGAAAUAUUUAAGCAUAUAAAUUAGGAUCAACAGAAUUAGUGUAUGAAUUGUGAUUUAUUUUGUGAAGACAUUUUGUUAUGUGAUACUGUCUGUACCUAUAAUUUUACAUUUGACGUUAAAUGUUUUUAGUUUGAAUUUGAGCUAAUUUACAGUGAGCCAGAAAUGCCAAAUGGUGUUUUCUGUCAUAUCAUCAUAAUGUGUAAUUGAGAUUGGAUCUCUUGUCUGUAAUAUGAAAAAUGGUUGGGAUAGGAUUUAGGAAUGCCAUAAUGCCAAGGAUUGGGACGUGAGGAUUUGCCCACCACUGGUUACAGUGGAACAGUUAUGUUAAGGCAGUUCGGUGUCUAAUCCCAUAAACAAAGUUUUUAUUGUAUAUUGUGAGCAGCAAGUCUGACUGUUUGUAACACUGCAAUUUUGUUCUUUAUCCAUAAGGCAAAUUAAUAAGCUGUGCUUUUGAAAAGUAUUUUUUUCAAAGCUUUUAAACAUAGUAAUUGUUAGCCCCUAUACCUGUUUCUAUCAGUUAUUCCUCAAACACAAAGAACUUCCACUGUAUAGAUUGCUGUGUACAAUAAAUAUCUGUAGUUUAUAGUGACAGCAUAAAACAGGUGAUGAUUUAUGUAUCAUAUAUUGUACGGGGGAAAUGAGAGAUGACUCAGUGAGCUGGACAAGGGGAUUGUCCUACAUCUGCAGGUUUAAGUUCAAAUUCAAUAGAAACACUAUGGAAAGGAAAUGAUGGUUUCCUGCAAGUUGUGAAUAGUCUUAAAUCAAAUUGUGGCAUUCUUAUGAACUUUGAAUUACAUUUACCUCAAAUGUAAGAGUUGUUGCAUACUCGACGUUGGUGUGACUUGUUCAGUGUGUUAUCGCUCAACCUGGAGCAGGAGCAUGUGUAGUGAACCUAGAAAUCCUCAGUUCAUUGUCCAGCAAUUCUAAAGUUUUUGAGUUUUUGACUUCCUCUGUACCAAAAUAUUGCCUGUUGGUAUAUAAUUUUAUAUUUGAGCUGUUUUAAAAAGAAAAGUUGAGACUUAUCUUCUGAGUUAAAUGCAUCAUUAAACCUCAUUCAGCUAAUGUAGGGUAAUAUAAUUUAAAAAAUGAACUUAAAACUUUAUACAGGGACUCUCUUCAAUUUAGAGUUAAUUCAAAAACUUUGUAUGAUUUCUUACUCUUACAAAGGCUUAAUAGGAAUCACAUUUGCGAUUGACAUUACAACACUAAACAGUGUGAAUGAAUAGUUAGGGUCAUGGAGUCUUCUAAUCAAAGUCCAAAACCUCAUUAUUUCCACACCUGAGAACUAAUCUUUGAAAUUGUACCUGAUAACAUUACCAAUUCCUUACAGUAGGUCAGUAAUAAAAAAAAUGGACAAAGUGAUAUGAAGACUGGAAACCUAGGAUUCUCUUUGUCCUUUCAUAGUUGAAUCACAUGGGGUAUGAUAAAAAAAAUUAAAUUUCCAAGUGGACAUAGUACAAAAUGUCUAUUGGCCAUUGGCAGUAAUAAGGGCAGUAUUUCAGUCCACAUUAAAAAAAAUAGAAAAAUAAUGAAAAUUAAAUAUUCAUUUCAAAAUUUAGAUUUUUUUAUUCCACGGUUUUGCAUUAUCCUGAAGUGGAUACAGCGUCUAUAAAGUAUUAUUUAACUGGCUUAAAGACCCAUUUAUAGGUAAUGCAUCCAAUUAAAGAAUCCAUGGAAGAACAGUGCAGAGAGAAAUCCGGUUAAGAAGUUGAAAUGCCUGGCAAUAUGUCAGUCACAGAGUGCGGUGAGGAAUCAGGCAUUCACCUUUGCCCUUGUCAGAAAUGGACAGCAACUGAGUGAACUCAGGGUCCUAUUCUAUGGCUCUUACACCUAACCCAGCAGAUCCCUAGCAAUUUAAAUAAGUUCACAUUAAUAAUGAAAGUACAAUAAUAAGCUUAAAAUGAAUGAGACUGUAAUACCAUGGUUGACCACCGCUUCAUUCACCUAUAUGUAGCUGUGCUUUCUGCUCUGAAUUUAUUUUAACAAACACAGACUUUUGCUGAAUUUAGCAAAUUCCAGAGAACCCAUGUAGUUGUGCAAAACCCAACAGCCCUAACAAGAUUUGUUAACCUGAUUAUGGCAGGAGUUACAAAGCUGAAGUAUUUAUUGCACACGCAUAUGUAAAAUUCGAGUGAAUUUGUAUUUUCCGGUUUGCAAAGAAUAUAUGUUUAGCAUUUUUAAAAAAAAGUUAAACUCCAAACUUCUUGUGUUUAAUACACUGAACUUUCAUCCCCUAUCUGGUUCUUGUAAAACUUUUAUUUAAUACGCCUUUUACUGUUGUUUCAAUUUAUUAGGUUUUAUUUAUGUUGAAGCAUUUUUUUGCCACUGAUCAAACCCAAAUGGUAUUUGGUUUUGAUAAGAUCAUGAAGGUGGAACAGACCAAGCAGAAUGUUUUUUAAAAAAAAGUUACUUUCAUGAGCUGUCAAUGGGUUUGUUGUGCAAAUAAGAACUAAACACAUGCACAGCACACUCAUAAGGCACAAGAUUUCUAAUUUAGCCAGGAGCAAUAAGCCUGGCGUGACAAAAAAAAGACUGCUGGUGAUCUUGACGUACAGAAUACCUACCUUCAGAUAGGAAAAAAUAUCCAGGUUAAAAUGUUUUUAUGCUAAAUAUAGGUUACUCCUCCAUUGUUUGUUAAAUAAGUGGUAUAGAGCCACAAAGCUUUUUUUUUUAGAAGCUGCAAUGAACAUUUUGACCAUUUAGCAAUCGCCUUCCCCAAGACUGUUUCAAUCUCCUUUAAAGAAACUAUAUCCAGGAUCAUAUUUUCAGCUUUCAUGAAAAAUACUCCAGUCUUACAUUCUUCCAUCAAUACCACAAUUUUCAUUAUUAACACAAAUGUAUUGGCAUUAAUUUAAAUGAUCCCUGUAAAUUGAUACAUGAUCAAUUAUGCAAUUUGUAGAUUGUAUACAGUAAACUGUAAAAUUCUUUUUGUACAACAACUUAAUGGUGAUAGUUUUGCUUCUCUAAACUGGUGCUAUGCUUGUGCUAAACUCAAUACAAAUGUUGGAACAAUUCAUUCAUGAUGUCUUGGACCUUUAGUCCAGUUUUUCACUUGAUUCAUUGUUGAAUAAGAACUAUGUCAUUUUAACAGACAGAUGUGUUGAAUUUGUGAUUUCCAUCUUUUAACUUUGAUAGCUGCUGGUAUUAUGAUGGUGAUUGAUGUACACAGCACAUCCCAGAACCAGAUUUUUUUUUAAAAAAUGGCAGAGUUGUUGAGAGACUGCAGUUACUUGCUUUUUUAAAAAAAAUAGACUCUUCAGUUCACUUAUUUCUAUUUUUAUAUAUCUGUAGAUUAUCACCUUUGUUCUUUCUGGGAACACCCACUUAUUUUCCGAAAAACUUCAACCAAAACUUUUUUUUCCCACAAAAGUUGCAUUUUACAGGUGUUCUGUCAUGUCAGUCAUUUAAUUCCAGAAACCCAACAUGCUGAACCUGAGAAAAUCAGUACUUAUGAAAAGUGAGGUGAGGGAAAAUUCUGAAGAAAUGAAUUAAACAUUUUGUGAAUUAACAAAA